GUUACUGGACUUUUAAAUUUAUUGACAAAAUAUUAAGAAACUUUGAAUCUAUUAUGCAUGGUGAAAAAAAGAAUAAUCUACGAAGCGAAAAGAUUCAAGAAGUUGUAGAAGAUAAAUUUGAAGACAUAAAAUCGAAUCAAAAAUCACUCAUUGAUUCUACUUCUUGUAAUAAACCCGAAGCAAAGCUUUGGUUUCGAGGUGUGAGAUCAUCCAAAUUCCGUCAUGUAUACGGCAGCAGUAAAAAAGAAUGUUAUACAGACAUUAGCAUUCAUCGCAAUGGACAUGAUGGAAACGUUUGUGCAGUCAAUCCCAUCUUCUUGGCAAUCGAAGCCGAUGCUGCUUUUAUUGUGAUUCUUUUAAAUCACACUGGUCGUAUUGACUUUCAACGCUGUAAAGUCAUUGGUCAUUGUGGUCAAAUAUUUGAUCUCAAAUGGAAUCCUUUUGACGAUUUUCAAAUUGCUUCAGCAUCUGAAGAUUGCACAAUAAAGUUGUGGAAUAUUCCCGAAGGUGGAUUGACUUCAACUUUAUCUGAGUUUUCCUCUGAGCUUCUCGGACAUAGACGAAAAAUAACUCAACUGGAAUGGCAUCCUUCAACAAAAAAUGUUCUUUUCAGCGCAAGUUUUGAUAAUUUAGUGAUUGUGUGGGAUGUUUCAUCAUCACCAUUGAAUGGAAAUAUCCUUAAAAUUAUAGAUUGUCAUGACGAUCAAAUCUAUAGUUUGGCUAUUAAUCGUGAAGGAUCGCACAUUGCUACAACGUCUAAGGAUAGAAUGUUACGCGUGAUUGAACCAAGGACAGGUAUCGUUGUAACGCAAGGAAUUGCCCACAAUGGGAUGAAACAAUCAAAAGUUGUAUUUUUGCAUGAUGACAAAUUAUUAACAACUGGAUUUUCAAAACGUUCUGAUCGACAGUAUGCCAUUUGGAAUCAACACGAUUUAAAAAAUCCUUUGGUGGCAGCUGAAAUUGAUUCUGCUAGUGGUAUCUUAAAUCCUUUCUACGAUUAUGAAACAAAAACUUUAUAUUUAUGUGGAAAAGGGGAAGGAUGCAUUCGUUACUAUGAGAUUGUUGACGAACAUCCUUUCAUUUAUUACUUGAAUCAAUUUGUUUCGGGACAACCACAGAAAGCUCUUGGUUGGAUGCCAAAACGAGGAUUGAAUGUUAACAUCUGUGAAAUUUUUCGUUUCUAUAAGCUUCAUGCAAGUGGAAAUGUUGUUGAACCAGUUUCAUUCAUUGUUCCACGUAAAUCAACAUUUUUCCAAACUGAUUUAUAUCCUGACACGUUAUCAACGAAACCCGCAAUGAAUAUUGAGCAAUGGUUUGUUCUUGGAAUGAAUGUCAAACCAAUUUUGAUGUCGAUGAAAACUGACGAUUGUUUGCUUGAAACUAUAAUGAAAAAAUCUGAAUCAAUGUCCCAAAAACCCAUUUCAAUUGUUAAAAAAGAUCAGAGUCAGAUGCAAAAUCGAAAGCCAUUUGAAAGAAUUGGUGUGUUAAAGCCAUCAUCUGACAUAAUCGACAAUAACAUUUCAAAGAAGUUUGCAUUCUUGGCUCAAGAGACCGUUCCUGAUUAUCGUCCGACUCAUGAAAAAUUCAUUAAUAAAACUGAAAAGACAAACACCAAUCAAAGCACAAAGAUUCAGCAACUGCAUUCCAUUUUCACAAGAGAUAGUAUUAAUGGGAAUACUACAAAAAAUAACAUCUCGCUUGAAGAUAAUAUUAGUCUGAUUCAUGCUGAAAAUGAGCUCAAGAAAAUCAUACAACAACAACAAGAUGACAUUAAAAACUUACGAAAUCAAUUAAAAACAUCGGACAAAAGAAUUCGUGAGUUGGAAUUCGAAAUAAAGCGAUUGCGUUUGGAAAAGAAUUAAAUUUUUAUUUAUUUUUUCUUCAUCUAUGAUGUGAAAAUAUUUAUUUCGCUCAGAAAAAUAGCUUUUAAAAAAAUAUUAAAAUAUCUAGCAACUUAGUGGUAAACUUAUUGUUUUUCAGGUGUUAAAAUUAGCUUUUAACUUUUUUUUACUUGUGAUAUGAAAAACUCAAACGCAGUGUUUUUGUCGCUAAAUUUAUUGCAUAGAUUUGUAUGUAGUUAGCUUUAACUAUACAGUACGCAAAUUUUAACUGCGAAGAAAGAGAAGAAAUUUGUAAUAUGUAUUUUAGUUUACCAUAAAUGAUAAGGAUAAUAUAAAAUUGGGUGAUUUUUAUGAAGCAAUUAUAUUACGAAUAUUUUCAAAGAAGCUUGAUUGUUUACAAAUAUCUAAAUAAAUUUACAACCAAAUAAAUAUUCAGAUUUUCUGAAAGCAUUAAAAGUUUCAAACUACUACGGUUUAAAAUCAUCUACUUAUAAAAAUUUAAUAACACGCUAUUAUUUACAUCCUCCCAGAAUAAAUGUUUACAUUAUGGUAUUAUUCAACUAUAAUUAAUAGUCGCUUUAGUUUUUAAUUAUGUAUAAGCUACUCAAUUAUUGUAAUCACCAACAAAAAAAAUAAAGCUUCAAAACGUAAGUUCAAUGAACAAAUAUUUUAUGUAAGCUAUUUUUAUAAUAAUCGUGAUGAAGAAACAAAAAAAAAACAAAACUUUCCUGCUAUACGCAUAAAACAAUUUGGAGUGAAUAUAGUCUAUUUAAGCUUUCUCGUGUUCGCCCUUAUAGACAAAAGAAAAGAAAAAUAAAAGCAGAGCUUAAAAAACUUUAACCAAUAUAAAUUUUUUUUUAGCAUAUAAUUUUUAUGUUCCUUACACACUUACACAUAUUGAUAGCAACAUUAU
Molecule: messenger RNA, 2754 nt
Organism: Clunio marinus
Lineage: Eukaryota; Metazoa; Arthropoda; Insecta; Diptera; Chironomidae
Source: the annotation of a GenBank genome assembly